UCCUACACAACCACGGUUACGAGUUUUGGCGGUAAUACAUAUACCGUAAUUGAAUUUUUAUUCUCACAUUAUCCAUAAAGCUACAACAUGCGGGGUAGUGGUGAUACCGUACACCUUACUAUUAUGGCGACUAUUAUCAGCAUGUUCCUGUUUCCGCCGCACAUAACAGCCGACAACAAUGAUAUCGACGGUUUCUGGUCCAGAUUCGCCACACCGUACGAGAAUGCAAUCCGCAUUUUGGCUAACGAUGCUCUCAAGCCACUCGCAGAUGCCAAAGUUCCCACCCAACCAGCGGAAGCCGAACGACUUUUAUCGAACAGCAAAAUCCAGUUCCAACGCUUCUACACGACACUGGAGCCAAUGCGAGCUGCUUCGGAAGAACUCAAGCAACAACAAGAUCAGCGCAUCAUCCGUAAGACUCUGGAGCGGCAACAGCUGGAGAACGCGAUGAAUGAAACCGACCGGCAAAUUGCCGCCGCCGCUGCCGAUCUCAGUCAACAAACCAGCGCUUUACAUGACGCCCAAGUCAAGCUGGGUAAUGAACGAGCCAGCCUCCACCACGCCCACAUCAACCUGCAAUCCCAGCAGCAGAAUCUGGACAGAGCCCAAAACUGCAUCUGGAAAUCGAAACGGUCACUGCACAAACGCAACAUUUUCAAGGAAAUCGGGAAAGGAUUCCAAAAUAUUGCUAGGGAAAUCGGGAUCGGGGCACGAAACGUUGGAAACGAACUCCAGCGUGGUGCACAGAACGUCGCUAAGGAAACUCGAAACAUCGUUAACGUACCUUGUAAAAUCGGUGGAGCGGUCGAUGGCGCCCGUGACGCAGUGCGCCGUGCCGAGGAGAAUGUACGCCAUCAAGAGCAGCGUGUGGCGCAACAGCAGGCAGUGGUCAACGCGGCUCAGAAUACGGUGAACCAACGGCAACAGACCAAAGCGCAACAGCAGCAGAAGAAACAAAGCCUGGAACGCGAGAUCAGCGAUAUGCGGACGAAACUGCACGCUUUAGUGGAGAUCAACACAAAGGUCAAGCAGAUUGUGUUGUACUUGUCUGGUCUGUUCGAUGCGGGCCAUUCACUGAGCAAUACCAUGGAGAAGAUGAUUAAUACGGCUGAACUGCUGGAUCCCUUGCAAUAUAUUACCGACAAGAUUGUCUCGUUCGGCGGCCGGGAUACAGCAGCGCUGCGGGCCGCCAUGGGAAGUCUGCGUCAGAGUAUGGUGACCCUCCACGCCAAACUGCCUGAAUAUCCUCUGCCGGGAAAAUUAAUCAGUAACUAGUCGCUGUUGCAUGGCUGAUGCAUUUUAACUUAGAACAUAAUCCGGUGCAAAACAAGAAUUACAUUCGUAAAAAUUGAUAAUCUCGGAGUCAACGAAGGAUCAGUAAAUCGUAAUUAUACUAUGUGAGCUUUUCAAUGCUUUUUUCUAGUGUGAAAACGACAUUUUCUGCAACAUGUAUAACAUAAUUUGUUGAUGCUUUGAGACAGCUUGCUAUACCUACAUUUUCGUUGUUUCGUAAACGUUGCAAGACAAUCAUGUUGGUACUUACACCGGUACGUUACAUAACGGGGCAGUCAAAAUUAAA
Molecule: messenger RNA, 1579 nt
Organism: Paramacrobiotus metropolitanus
Lineage: Eukaryota; Metazoa; Tardigrada; Eutardigrada; Parachela; Macrobiotidae
Exons: 2
Coding region: 88-1275 (395 amino acids)
Source: RefSeq, a predicted model, not a curated record